AUGAUACCAAUACUCUACGAUAAAUUAGUUUAUAUUUAUUUUGUCGCUGAUCGUGGACCAGCAACAAAAUUCUUGUCAAUCUUAGAAAGUAGUCAUAAACGUUUCUCGUCCAAUCAGCUUAUAUUCAUCUGUGAUGAUGAUCAUUACUAUCAUUCACAUACAUUUUCCACAUUGCUCUUCUAUGAACAACUAUUUAAAGACGCUGUUAUCGGAUUUCGAGGUUGGAGAAUACGUAAAGAUUUGAGAUGGGGCGUCGAAAAGUUAGAGAAAUUUUGGCAUAUUGUUGCAACGAAUCGGAUUUCUGAACCGUAUCGUGUCGGUAUUGUCACUGCUAACUAUGGUUAUCUCAUUAAACCGCGCUUUUUCGAUGAACACAUUUAUGUUGAUUACACAAAGGUUAGUAAAAGCAUUUCGUUGGUCGAUGACAUAUGGCUGAACGGUCAUUUAGCUCGUCGAAAUGUUGCUCGUUACGUUUUACCAUCGUGUUGUUCUCAGAUUCAUAUUGCUGAAACACAUGCACUUGAAAAACAAUUAGCGAGUAAAAAUCUAACACGACAACAAGCAAAUGAUCGCGCUUUGUAUUAUUUUAAAGAUUACUGGGAACGUGAUCUAUUUUAUAAGCGAAAUGGCACAAAUCAUCCAAAAUACACUUCUUCAAUAAGAGGAGUUCUCUUUCAGACUAAACUGGUAUCACGAUCUGGUAUUAAUUAUUGUGCUUGA
Messenger RNA from Didymodactylos carnosus, 720 nucleotides. The record is from the annotation of a GenBank genome assembly. NCBI's taxonomy places the organism in Eukaryota, Metazoa, Rotifera, Eurotatoria, Philodinida, Philodinidae.